AUGGUUUGCUGCAUGUUACAUAACUUUUUGAUAGCUAAGUCAUCAAGAACAUAUACUCCUCCAGACUGCUUUGACUAUGAUGAUACGGAAGAAGGUGUGACACAUUUUGGAUUGAAUUCACAAGGUUCUAAUAUGUCUAGCUUGCAACGAAGACCAUUUGGAAAUACAGAGAAUGCAGCAAAAGAAAUAAUAAGGAACUAUAUUCGCAAAACCGGAAGGGGAAAAACACCUGUAGAUGUUUUUGAACGAGCUGCUAAUGAGGUUCUUGUAAACAAGAAGUCCCUACGAACAGUAGCUGCUGAUUUUGAGAUAAAUCAUAUGACUUUACAGCGAUUUUGUAAAAAACAGAAACAGAAAGAAGAUGAAGGAUUAGAAGGACCUAUCCAUGUUGGAUAUAGACCAAAUCGUCAGGUACUACCAGAUGAGAUGGAAGCUGACUUGGAAGAAUAUUUGUUGGACCAAGCAAAAUAUUAUUUUGGCUUAUCCACGAAAGAGGUUCGCAGACUGGCCUUUGAAUAUGCUGUAAAAAAUAAUAUAGCUGUUCGCCCCAACUGGAAUGAAAAUAAAAUGGCAUCUGAUGACUGGUUGACAAGUUUUUUUAAACGUCAUCCACGAUUAUCUCUCAGGGUUCCCGAGGCGACUAGCCUUGGUCGAAUUACCAGCUUUAACAAGACAAAUGUUUCUGCAUUUUUUGACUUGCUGGAAGGAGUGGUUGAUCGAUAUAAAUUUGAACCACAAGACAUCUAUAAUGUCGAUGAAAUGGGCAUAACAACUGUGCAGAAGCCAGAUAGAGUCGUUGCUAGAAGGGGAGCUAAGCAGGUUGGUGCUAGCGGCAAUUCAAUCCCUCCGAUGUUCCUGUUUCCGAGAAAAAACUACAGAGAUCAUUUUGUGAACAAUGGCCCUCCUGGCUGUAUUGGAGCCGCCAAGCUAUCGGGGUGGAUGACAGAAAACGAAUUUUGUAUUUUUCUGGAGCAUUUUGCAAAACAUUGUAGGUCAUCUAAAGAAAAACCGGUUUUACUGUUACUCGAUAACCAUGAGUCACAUCUUUCAGUAAAAGGCUUUAACUACUGCAAAGAAAAUGGCAUUGUUAUGAUCUCCACGCCCCCGCAUUGUUCACACAAACUACAACCAUUAGAUCGAUCUGUCUAUGGGCCUCUUAAGAAAUAUAUCAAUACCAGUUACGAUUCCUGGAUGCGCAAUAAUCCUGACAAAACAAUGACAAUUUAUGACGUACCUAAAAUUGUUAAAGAUGCUUUGCCUUUGGCUGCUACCCCGAAGAAUAUCCAGGCUGGAUUUCAAAUAAGUGGAGUUUUCCCUGUUAACAGAAACAUUUUCACAGAGGAUGAGUUUCUUCCUGCAGCUGUUACAGAUCGUCCCAAUCCAAAUAUUAAAAAACAAGUUCCAAACCAAGCCGAAACCCAGCAAGAAGCUCAGUUAACUGAACAAGAAAAAGCUCAAUUAACUGAACGGGAAGAAUCUCAAAUAACCCCUCCAAAUUCGCCGGAUGUGGUAAAUUUACCUUCAGUUUUACGAGAGGUUAACAAAGAAAGAGAUGAUUUUCAAGUCGUGGAUUUCCCUGGACCCUCUGGAAUAAAGUCGUACUUACCUGCACAGGAUUUGCGCCCAAAGCCCAAGGCAGAACCACGAAAAACAAACAGAAAAGUACGAAAACGGGGCCGCGCUGCCAUUUGGACUGAUACACCCAAUAAAGAGGAAAUUGAAAACGCAUACAAAGAAAGACAAAUGAAACAAACUAAGAAAAAGGCAAAGCAAUCAGGCACAAAAACAUUUGUAAACAUUUGUAAAAGCUAUUUCAAAGCAGCCCAUACAUUCUUUGUUCAAGUUGGCUGCACUUCCUCCCACUUCAGAGCAGCUUUCAGGCAGCAUGCAUUUAGAACCUACCACCAAGUGCAGCAGAGGCUGAAUGAGAACAAGAAUCCGCUCGAGUGGGGGUGGAAAAAGAUUGGCGAACACCUGACACCGAUUACAACAGCACGUCCUGCAGCUCUCCAGGAGUUACUUUCUCUCAUAGUGUGCGCUUGCAAAUACGAAUGCGUCCAUAACUGCGAAUGCAGAAAGAGUGGUCUAAACUGCUCAAGCAUGUGCGGUAAUUGCUUAGGCCUAGGAUCUAAUAACAGAGACACGAGCAUAGAAGAAGAUAUAGAAGAGGAAAAAGGUGUUAUGUUUGACGAGGACUGA
Messenger RNA from Acanthoscelides obtectus, 2199 nucleotides. NCBI's taxonomy places the organism in Eukaryota, Metazoa, Arthropoda, Insecta, Coleoptera, Chrysomelidae. The record is from the annotation of a GenBank genome assembly.